Molecule: messenger RNA, 950 nt
Organism: Drosophila kikkawai
Lineage: Eukaryota; Metazoa; Arthropoda; Insecta; Diptera; Drosophilidae
Source: RefSeq, a predicted model, not a curated record
GGUUCCAGCUGGGUUUUCAGUCGUCAGACGGCAGCAUCCAACACAAGUCGCACAGUUGCGGAAUCCCACAGAAGCCUCAAUAGAAAUAGCUUCAUCACCUUAACCGAGCAAUCUUAGCUGAUCUUACACGAUGUUCGGCCAUCAACGGAUUAUGCUCUUCAGCAUCUUCUUGGCAUCCCUGCUCGUGGCUUCCUUGGCCCUGGAGGAGUCUUCAGAUAUAGAAGAAGAUGUGAUCAGCAUAGCCAAUCAAACGCAGAAGGUGAUCCGUGUCCAUCCGCAGGAUUUGCCACCCAAAAAGGACAGCACUGGCAGCCAAAUGAAUUCGGCCUUCUUCCAGAUCCAGACCCUAAGGCCAGGCAGUAGUUUCGGAACUGGAUCCUUGCCAGCAGCAGCAGCAGCAUCCGACAGUGGUCAUCGUCAGUAUUUGGACUCGAAACAGAUGCGCAAGCGUCGCCCCCGGCCCGCUGUGAAGGCGGAGGAGCAGAUGGCGGCCGCCAGUGGUGAAGAUGCGACGCAGCGAGCCUUGAAAUACGAACUAAAAGCCUUUCCCAAGCAGAAACUCAAGCAGCAGAAGCAGCUCAACUUGGACGCUAAGGGCGAUGGAGUGCAGGUUCGUCUGUCUCUGGAUGGGAACCAGGCCGAGUCCCGGUCUGUGCCCGUCCAGAUGACGCCGGGCCCCUAUCCCAUAUACUAUGUGCUGUCGAGGACCAACGGUCGGUUUGGCAAGUUCCCCGUCAAGGCCUUCCGCUCGCCGGCCGAGUUCUCCAAGUAUCUGGUGAAGAGCAAGGCGGAGCCCAUUGGCAGGGAUCAGCGCUACGAGUUGGUCGGUGCCCGGUGAUCCUCCACUAAUCUCCCCUAAUCGUAGUCAACGCUAAAACCUAAUCGUAGAAGUAAUUAUAAAUUAUGAAUUAUAAACGCUAAUGGCCGCAAUAAACCUAUGUCUAAAUUUA